AUGACGCCUCCUUCUUCGCUCGACCUGCUUUACCUGACUUUCAACUGCGCAAAGAACCUCCUCGAUGUCCCCGUCUUUGCAGCCCACGUGCAGACCGCUCUAAGCCAAAAUGCUACGACCCUGCCCGACAUAGUUGUCCUUUCUCUCCAGGAGCUGGCACCUCUGGCUUAUUGCUUUAUCGGCGGCUAUUUCCUGAACCCAUACCUGGUGCGAUACGAAGAGGCUGUCAAUACGGCUGCGAGACGACAUCUUCAUGACGGCAGCCCGAGUUCUAAUGGCACGGUUACGCCCACCAAGCCUUACACCCUCCUCCGAGCGAACAACGUCGGCUACACCGCCAUCCUCCUAUUUGCUCGCGAUCCCUCACGGCUUAAGAACAUCCAAGAGGCGGAGGUCGGGUUUGGAGCCGCCGAGAUGGGAAAUAAGGGCGCUGUUGGCUUGCGCAUGCUAUACGAAGCCGACGGUGGCUCAUCUACAGAGCUGACGUUUGUCGCCACGCAUCUCGCGGCCAUGGAGUGGAACCUGCCCCGGCGCAAUGCCAAUUGGGCUGCCAUCAUGAGGGGUAUGGCCUUUGAGAACCCCGAGGAGGUUGUCAAGAGCUUCAAAACUUCGGUUACCCCAUCUCCAGCUUCAACUCCGCCUGCUGAGGAGCCACCUGAGCGUGUACGCCUCCUCGACGAGCAGCACCACGAGCAGCACUCGCGGCUCCAGCAGCAGCUGCACAACAUCUCGGUAUUCAAGCCUUCAUCCCAUCUUUUUGUCGCAGGCGACCUCAACUAUCGCAUCUCUACCACUUCCCCACCCCCCGAUGCCGCAUUCCCGAGCCUCAACCCGGAUUCGGAGAACUACUACCCAGACUUCUUCCGUCUCGAUCAGCUCACACGCGAGCGUAUCGCUGGUCGUACGCUACAUGGCCUGUCGGAGCACGAAGUGCGCUUCCCACCCACGUACAAGUACGACGUGCUACCACCAAAGCCUGGAACUCAGGAACCGGAGCUUGAUGUGCCUUGGCGUUUCGCAGUGCACCGCUACCCCAGCUGGACUGACCGAAUCCUGUUCCUCGAAGUGCCUUCUUGGCUCCAGGGCAAGACUAGCGAGGUGCCCAAGCUCAAUGUCCGUGCCUACGACUGUCUUCCGGUCUUACGCAUGAGCGAUCACCGCCCCGUCUUCUUACGGGUUGACGUGCCCCUCAUCUCACCAAGCGAUCUCGCCCCGCCAUCGGGUCUAGACCCUGACACGAGCAGAGACCCUCGUGCCCGGCUCCCCAUCGAGAUAGACCCGGAGGCCUGGGAGCGCCGUGCAGCUGCACGUCGCAAGGAGGUGAUGGCGGGCUGGAGCAUGUUCCUCUGGAGCACCAAGCAGGGCGCCUAUAUCCUGGCUGCCGUCCUUGUCUUCGGUGCCAGUGCGUACUGGCUGUACCACUCACUCUAGAGCAACUCAGGCCUUUGCCUCCAUUUUCAGUCAAGCAGAACCUUUGAAAGGGCGUUUGGUUGCUUUGAGAUUCCGAAUCAUGUGUUUAUGCCCAAAGAUGGUGAUGGGCAAGUCAAUCUGCCAUUGCUAUACACGUCUCACAUAUAUAUAUAUGAGCUCCAUUCCCCGAUGGAAUUGGUGGACGAGCAUUUCCCUCUCUUUCUUUCCUUUCAAUGACGACAUGUUUAGAUAGACCCAUGGGAGCAGGCGAACCGGUCAUGCAUCAUACAGAUACCUACAUACAUUAGUUUCUUUCAUUGCGUGGAACAGGAACAGGAACAGGGGGACUUGGGGGCGGCGAGUCAGUGCAUGGGAUGGGAUGGGACGAGGAGAUGAAUCAUGUUUAACAAGACCAUUAUUAGAUGCUGUUCAGUUUAAUAAGCUCAUGGCAUAUC
Fusarium vanettenii 77-13-4 is the source of this 1865-nucleotide messenger RNA. RefSeq lists its product as uncharacterized. Gene Ontology annotation, molecular function: phosphatidylinositol-4,5-bisphosphate 5-phosphatase activity. Bases 1 to 1431 code for a protein of 476 amino acids. NCBI's taxonomy places the organism in Eukaryota, Fungi, Ascomycota, Sordariomycetes, Hypocreales, Nectriaceae. Gene Ontology annotation, biological process: phosphatidylinositol dephosphorylation. The record is from RefSeq and is a predicted model, not a curated record. The transcript is spliced from 2 exons.